Molecule: messenger RNA, 5275 nt
Organism: Pyrus x bretschneideri (Chinese white pear)
Lineage: Eukaryota; Viridiplantae; Streptophyta; Magnoliopsida; Rosales; Rosaceae
Product: protein SCAR2-like
Exons: 10
Coding region: 21-4835 (1604 amino acids)
Biological process (GO): actin cytoskeleton organization; positive regulation of Arp2/3 complex-mediated actin nucleation
Cellular component (GO): cytoskeleton
Molecular function (GO): protein kinase A regulatory subunit binding; Arp2/3 complex binding
Source: RefSeq, a predicted model, not a curated record
UCGGAGUGGAGACCUGAAGAAUGCCGUUGACAAGGUACCAGAUAAGGAACGAGUACGGCUUGGCCGAUCCGGAAUUGUACAGAGCAGCCGAUAGGGAUGAUCCGGAGGCUCUACUGGAAGGCGUCGCCAUGGCCGGCCUCGUCGGUGUUUUGCGGCAGCUCGGCGACCUUGCUGAGUUUGCCGCUGAAAUAUUCCAUGACUUGCACGAAGAAGUAAUGGCAACCGCUACACGAGGCCAUGGUCUAGUGGUUCGUGUCCAACAGCUUGAAGCGGACUUUCCCUCAAUUGAGAAGGCACUUCUAUCUCAAACCAAUCAUUCUUCCUUCUUUUCCAAUCCAGGGGUUGACUGGCAUCCUAAUCUGCGUUCUGAACAGAAUAUGAUCACUCGUGGAGACUUACCUCGCUUUGUAAUGGAUUCUUAUGAAGAAUGCCGUGGUCCUCCUCGGCUGUUCCUUUUGGACAAGUUUGAUGUUGCUGGAGCUGGGGCAUGUUUGAAGCGGUACACUGAUCCGUCAUUCUUUAAAGUUGAAUCAGCAUCUUCAAUAACAGUAGAGACGCAGAGAGAAAAGAAAACCCGUAAAGUGAAGCAGAAGAAAGGAUCCCGCUGGAGGAAUGGUGAAACCCCAGAAGUUGCACUGACAUCACAUGCCAAGUCAAAUGCCAAACUGCAUGAGUUGUUCCUGGAGGAGCGUAUUGAGAAUCGUUCUAGUGAUCCUGCACAUCGUGUGAAAUUGAAGAAAAGGCAUUUGAAUGGAUCUGCAGUUGACUCAAAAACUGGGAAAAGUUACAUGAAGACAUUUCUGGAGACUCUUUCACCAGAACGCAAACUUAUUUGUGAAACUUCUGUUGGUCCACCGCUCUUGAGAUUGACCUUAGAUGAUAGCAGUGAGCCAGACCUUAGAAUACUUGACAUCACUACAGUAAGUCCUGCUGAAAUGUCCCCAGAAAGGAAAAGUGCUAGCUCUUCACCUGAUGUCCAUGAAGAUAUAUUUAAACCAUCCGUGGAUGGAUUUAAUAGUGGGGGUUUCGAUAGAGAAAUUCCAGAGGGGUCUGAACCAAACUCUGAUGUUGAGACAAAUGAAAAUUAUUCCAACCUUCAUCAGGUGGCAGCUGAUAAACAAAUAGCAGUUGGUGGAGAACAUAAAACUGAAGGCAGCAUGGAGGGUUCCACCCCCUCAAGUUCUGAUGAUAGGACCAGUGAGGUAGACAAUUACAUGGAUGCUCUUGCAACUUUGGAAUCAGAAAUGGAAACUGACAAUGAAUUUAAACCUAAGAACAAUCUACGCUUCCAGAACGUGGAAACGUACGGGACAGAUUCUGAUGCAAAUGAGGAGGAACAUCUGGAGCUUCAAACUCGAUUUUCGGAUUCUCAAUCAAUUGGAAACUCCUCUACAUCGGAUGACGGGAAGAAUUCAUUUGAAAAAGAUACAGCCAGUUUUUCGCACUCUGAUAGUCCAAGCAAUGUGGUUGAGAAUUCACCAUCAGAGUGUGAUGGAGCAGCUAAAGAAUUCCCUUCCACUGAAACCUGUGGAGCUGAGAUUUUUGAGAUGUCAUCCAACCAGAAAUCUGAAUUCGUGGAGUCUCUAGAAGCCACAACAAAGGAGCAGGUGGUGUCUCAUAAUGCAUGCAUUGUGGAAGACAUAAUCCCUGAUUCUGGAGAUACAUCUUACAGUGCAUUUGUUAGGGAUAUGAGUCCUACGCUACAUUCAGACACUGGAGCAAACUCGCCAGUGGUAUCAUUGGCAGGACCUGUGUUAGAUGAUAACCCCUCUGACGAAAUUAAAGUUGAUUGUAAACCAUUAGACAUUGACGAAAAUGAGACAAAUCUGGAUAAUUCUCUGCCUUUUGUCCGUGACUCCCAGACUAAUGAUGCUUCACCAAGCCAUCCCAUUGAUGAGCCAGACAUGGAAGAUUUAGGUUUCAGUUCCGAUGCUUUGCCACAUUUGUCAGACGUUGAAGAGCUUGCUUCUGAAGAUCAAAGUAGAAAUAAUGAUGUGAAUAAAAUACUUAAGACACAAUAUGCAGAUGAAGAUUCUCUAGAAAGCUUUGCCAGAAAGAUUGAUUCACCACGCUUAAGUAUUUCAUCCACAGAAGAGCAGCUUUCCUCAGCCCUGCCAGAAGAACAAAUAUCUUCAGUCAACUCCGAAGUUGUACCGUUUGUGGUGGAUGCUGCACAGAGUCAUAUCUCAGAAGAGCCUGUAGUGGAUGCUCCACAGACACAUGGCCUAAUAGAUCAGCAGGAUGCUUGGCAGGCACAUGGUCUAACAGAGCAGCAGGAUGCUCCACAGAGACGUGGCCUAACAGAGCAGCAGGAUGCUCCACAGAGACGUGGCCUAACAGAGAAGCAGGAUGCUCCCCAGAUGCAUGGCCUAAUAGAGCAGCAAUUAUCUGAUUUAGAUGAGGAUGUUCCCCAACUUGAAUCCGUCAAAGAAGAAGUGGGUAUUCCACAUUAUGAAGAAAAAUUCAACGUAGAAGAGAGAUUUAGUGCCGUGGAUAACGAUGAAUUAUCUGAUUUAAAUGAGGAUGUUCCCCAACUUGAAUCCGUCAAAGCUGAAGCGGGUAUUCCACAUUAUGAAGAAAAAUUCAAUGUAGAAGAGAGAUUUAGUACCGUGGAUGAUGAUGAAUUACAAUUAUUCACAAGUGAUGCUGAUGUAGGAGGUGAUACCGUUUCUGUGGAACUUCCAUCUAAUUGUCCAACUUUCACAGUCCACGAAGAUCAUGUGAAUUCAGAUGAUCUGGUACCUGAAACACUAAAUGUAGAAACUGCGGCUGUGCCCUCUUCUGCUGUUGCCCAACCCGAUAAUGACGUCAAUGAUGUUAGUUAUUCAUCUGCAAAUGCAAUUUCUUCUCCACCAAGGAACUAUAUAAAUUUGCAUGAAUCUCUUCCUGGAUUUGGGGAUUUCCAUGAGAAUGAAUCUGAACUGAAUGAAGUUUCUCCAGAAUCUGUCACAGACUCAGAAGUGCAAAUGGAAGCAAGUAAACAAGAUGUUUCUCCAGAUUCAGAAUCUAACUCAAGUCAAGCAGUUACUCAUGACCAUUCCAGUUCAAAAGCAUCUGAUGAUGGUCAUAAUUUCUCUCGGGAUGAACAGACUGAGAACAGUUUGGCUGUGCAUGAUGUCCCCGCAGAAUCAAAACCAAGCGAAUCAACUAUUUAUGACCAUUCCAGUUCAAAAGUAUCUGAUGAUGGUCAUAAUUUCUCUCUGGAUGAACAAACUGAAAGUAGUUUGGCUGUUGGUGAUGUGACCAUAGCCUCAGCAUCUUUAGAAAAUACGGAAGUUCUGUCUUCACCUACCUGCUACCUCCCAGAGCCUGAAACUAGUUUGGACAAUUCAGUGGAUUUACAAGCAAACCAAGUUGAUAUCGGAUAUUUGCCAAGAGAUGGAGCAAGGGAUCAGCCAGAAGCUGACUUAAAGCAUUCUCUGGAGGUUCAAUCUGAUGAACUUGAUGUGGAAAGUUCGGAUGAAGAUCAAGCAAGCAUCAACUUAUCGAGUCUUCAAUCUGCACAGGCAGGGUCUCAAAACCACAUGGAUUCGGAGAAAUCUAACCAGUUACCAUCUACGGAGCACAUCAAUCAGGAAGUAUACUUGGAUGCUUCCCUGGAAUCUCAUUCUGAAUAUCUCCCAAGCCAAGCUUUAACAUCAGAGUUCUUACCAGAAUCAUCAGGCCUGGAACUUGAUGUUACGAAGCAAGCAUUGGAACCAUUUACCCUUCCUAGAUCAGUCCUGCCCCCUGAAGGUACUGUGGUCAAUCUGGAAGACAUGCCACCAUUGCCACCUUUACCACCAAUGCAAUGGAGGAUGGGAAAACAACACACUUCCCUUUUUUCACAGAGAGAAUCGGUUGGAGUUAACCAGGAUUCUUUACUGCCAAUACAGCCGUCGGAACCUGAUGAGAAAGCUCAAUUUGAUAUGCCAGCACCACAGAGAGGUGGGCUGCCGCCCCAGAACCCAUUUUUGCCUCCCGCGUCUGAAGAAGGCGAGAAGUUCCAACAUGUUUCUGAACCUUUAAUUGGCAAUAUGGUGCAUCCUGCCCUGUUGCAGUUACCAGCCAUGGUUAAUGAUGCUAAUCUUCAACAUAAUUUCCCUGACUUAGGGGGAACACAAUUCUCAAACCCAUUUUUGUCGUUACCAGAGGUAUCUGAUGACAGGCCUGGAAUUAAUCACUUUGCUUCAGUGGGAGAAAAAAUUCGGACUGGUUCAAAUCCAUUCACUGGACCAAGCUCUGAAUGUACAACUUCUACACUUGACCCUGAAUCUUCUCAUGGAUCUAUUAUCCAGCCUGUGCAGCGGGUAACACCGGAGACCGGUAUCGAGCCUAAGGUGCUUCAACAUUCACCGAAAAAUUCAGAAUCGGAACAAGAACCUCUUUCCACAUCCGCGACAGCUCCAACAAUGGUGGAGCAGCCUCAGCAUAGUUUACCAACAUCAGAGGGAGAAAUAUCAUGGUCAUACAAUAAUUCUGCUGUAAUGUCAGACUAUGAAGUUGGAAGGUCUAAUGGAGUUCCAGUUACUAAGCUCCCUCGUCCUAGAAAUCCCCUCAUCGAUGCUGUUGCUGCUCAUGGUCAAAGCAAGUUGAGAAAGGUAACUGAACGAGUUCGGCCUCAGGUUGAACCUGAGGUAGAUGAAAGAGAUUCAUUGCUGCAACAGAUAAGAACUAAGUCCUUCAACUUGAAGCCUGCAAUGGUGACAAGAUCUUCAACGGUGACAAGACGCAGCAUUCAGGGCCCGGCAACAAACUUGAGGGUCGCUGCUAUCUUAGAGAAAGCAAGUGCAAUUCGCCAGGCAUGUGCAGGAAGUGAUGAAGAUGACGAUGAUGAUAGUUGGAGUGAUAACUAAAGGGGUUUAUUCUACUUAACCUCUUAACCAGUGCUGUUCUUGGCUUGAAGUGGCUGGUCACUUCUCUUUCUUACAGAACGCUGGACGUUUCUGUAGUUUGGUGUAUUCUUUCUCCUUACUCAAAAUUCUUGUAUUAUACGGCUCCCCUCUCGCUUCAAAAUCUACUUGUUGAAAUGUCGCUCAGCUCUAUCCGUGGGAAUCUAGUGUGAGGCAAAAUGCUUUAUACAAGAACGACAGCUACAGCUCUGCGCGUAAGCGCGGUUCCAAUCUACUUCCAGAUAUACUCAUUUUUAAGAUCUUGUUAGGUGUAUAUUGUUUGAGUGAUAUAAAUGUAGUACGUAGCGUACCAAGAAUGAAAUUUUGUAAUCCUGUAUGUAAUUGAAAUGUUAUGGUGCAUAUAUGUAUCCCUAUAUAUACUAAUACUCUGUUUUGCUGGCUCA